GGUGUGUCUGUGGGGACUGACACCGGCGAACUUUCGCUGGUCGACGUACGGUUCAUCAAGGAUAGCUCGAUGAAGAAGGAGGUGCACCAGCUUAAGCUACCUGCAGAUGUUAAAUCGGUUGGUGCGAUCCGCAUAUGCCCUCAUAACCCAGACAUGUUUGCAUGCACUGCCGAUAACUAUGUGUGCAUAUAUGACGUUGCGGGAAAAACGGGUGGCUCUCCGCAUAUUUGCACAUGAAGCCCACCACUCGCCUGUGGUCGACUUUGACUGGAAUCCAUGUGACAAGUACCAGUACACGAUUGGGUCGCUCGAGGCAGGCAUUGAAUCAGGUCAAGGUGAGCUACAUGUAUGGCGGCCUAGCACCAUAGCACUGUUCGGUGUCUGAAAAUACUCAUUUUUAUCGUUGGCACAAUGAUAUCAUAAAC
Linderina pennispora is the source of this 425-nucleotide messenger RNA. RefSeq lists its product as uncharacterized. The coding region runs from base 107 to 385 and encodes 92 amino acids. Lineage: Eukaryota; Fungi; Kickxellomycota; Kickxellomycetes; Kickxellales; Kickxellaceae. The transcript has a single exon. The record is from RefSeq and is a predicted model, not a curated record.